AGAGCAGUAAGGCCUAUCCUUUAACACGCCCAUUGUCCAAGGCUAGCAACGAAAGGGACUGGUUCCUCAAUCCGAGGCCAUGAUUUUGUAUAAUCACAAAAUUUCGAGUUAAUCUUUGAUUUGGGAGUGUAAUUUUGCACUUCAAGGUUUAUUGAUCUCCACUGCACGCAGUAUUCAUGGCUUCCAUUGUUGCUAGUCUACCUCCGCCAUUGUUGGCCCCUGGCAAAAGCUUCACCCUUCUGAAUACUUCUCAGAAGCUCACUGUUUUUCCCAUCGCAAAGAAACGUUCUGCGACUGUUGUUGUAAAGGCUACUGGAGACAGCUCCGAUUCUUCUUCCCUUAGUAUUAUUAAGUCUGUUCAAAAUAUUUGGGAUCAACCUGAAGAUAGGCUGGGACUUUUUGGCCUGGGAUUUGCAGCUGUAGCAGCUUUAUGGACAGCAACAAACUUUGUUACGGCUAUUGACAAGCUGCCACUGCUUCCAGGUUUAUUAGAAUUCAUAGGAGCACUGGUUUCUUGGUGGUUCGUGUAUCGCUACCUCUUGUUCAAACCUAAUCGGGAAGAGCUUUUGCAGAUAAUCAACAAGUCAAUAGCAGAUGUACUCGGACAGUAAAUUGUCCUUGUUUGUUUUGUAAUGUAAGUGGCUCAAUUUGGACCAAUCUCUCCAUUAUAUUAGUAGUUCAUUUUAACGAAGUGGUGAGGAAGGACUCAAAGAGGUCUACUUUCUAAACUGUAUUCUACAUUCAACGUGUGAAUUUUAACGAAUCUUAGUGUUUGGUUCAUCAAUGCAUUACAAUCCCAAACCUUCUUUUUCAUAA
Messenger RNA from Momordica charantia (bitter melon), 816 nucleotides. RefSeq names its product CURVATURE THYLAKOID protein. NCBI's taxonomy places the organism in Eukaryota, Viridiplantae, Streptophyta, Magnoliopsida, Cucurbitales, Cucurbitaceae. Gene Ontology annotation, cellular component: thylakoid; chloroplast thylakoid membrane. The record is from RefSeq and is a predicted model, not a curated record.